ACUCGAUCCACGGCCGCCACGGCGGUUAGGCCUAGCGCAAGCGGUGCCGAUCCCGCCCGUGUUACGGAUGCCUCCGGCGAGUUUGAAGCGGCCUUAGAAUACGUGAGUGCGUCGGAAAAGAAGAUUGGACAUUUCCAAGCUGAGGAAAGAGCGCAUGAUGGGGUGUCAUCAUUCAUUACUGAUUUGGCAGCGCUCAACAUUCUUGUGAGCGGCGCGACUUGCCCAACAUGCCAGCGCUCAGAACUUCGUGUCCGGGAACCGGCCACGAAGCGCAAAGGACUCGCUUCGUUCCUGGAGCUGCAGUGCGAGAACUGUGCGUGCCCAAAAAGUGUUCUUUCCGCAACUUAUACAUCGCGGCGAGUUGCGGCGUGCAGGGACACCAGCAGAGGUGCGCGCCGAGACUAUGACAGCGGGAGCUCGCGUGAAAGCUUCGCCAUCAACGUCAAAGCUGCUGUGGCGGCCCGUUCGAUAGGAAUUGGGUAUGAGCAGCUAGUGCGGUUUUCAUCAGUGAUUGGACUUCACAAACCGAUGCAUCACAAAUCUUUCGCUGCAAUCAGCCGGAAGGUACACGAUGCUGCGAUGAGUGCAGUCUCCGAAAAUCUCCGGAAAUCGCGGGAGAUUACAAAGAGAGAUGCCGGCGGGGAUAAUAUUGCUGUGAUGUAUGAUGGCACAUGGCAUAAACGCGGCCAUAAAAGCCACAACGGCAUUGGGACAGUUGUUUCCCUGGACACCGGCCUUUGCCUGGACUUCGAGGUCCUUUCGAACUACUGCCUUGCCUGCAGCCGGCACAGGGUCCUGCCAGAUGAGGAAGAAGAAGUCUGGCAGGCAUUUCAUGGCCCUGUGUGUGAAAAGAAUGUAGACUGUUCGUCCCAUGCUAUGGAGACAGAAGCAGCAGUGCGUAUAUGGCAGAGGAGCCGAUCUUACGACACACCACUGUAUUUCAGAAAGUUUCUUAGCGACGGGGACUCAAAAGCCUAUGCAGCAGUGGUAGAGGCCAAUGUCUACAGUGGUGUCCUUAUUGAAAAAGAAGAUUGCACUAAUCACGUGGCAAAGCGCCUCGGAACCGCUCUCCGGAAGCUAAAAGAACCCCUGCCAAGAGGAGAGAAACUGAAGGAGCCUGCUAUCCUAAAGCUGCAGACCUACUAUCAGGUUGCUAUUACUAGCAACAGGGGCAGCGUGAAAGGAAUGUAUAGAGCAAUUUGGGCCUCAUAUUUUCAUUCAUGCUCAUCCGAUGGUGCUAGCAGCCAUAAGUAUUGUCCAGAAGGAGCAACAUCCUGGUGCAAGCACCGGCGUGCUGAAGCGUUGGGUGAGCCUGCACUAACCCACACACCGCUACUGACCAAGGCCCAGGGAAAGGCAAUACUGCCGAUCUACAAGCGGCUCACCGAUGAGAAGUUGCUGGCCAGGUGCAUCCAAGGCAAAACCCAAAAUGCCGCGGAGUCAUUGAAUAGCAAGAUAUGGCUUCUGUGCCCCAAAACGAGAUUUGCCUCACGGUAUGUAGUGGAAAUGGCUACUGCCUUGGCUGUCCUCUGGUUCAACAGAGGGCACACCAGCUUUGAGCGUGUCCUCGAAGAACUAGGCGUGCUUCCAUCUGAAAGUCUGGUGGAGCUUGGCACAUCCAAAGACAUAGCAAGGCAGAAAAAAAUGUCCUUGAAGCUGACUGCGGAAGCGAGAGCAAAUCGCCGCACACUGACAAAAAAAGCACGUGUUGAGGAGUGCACUCGCAAGCGCCGUGAGGGAGAGACAUACGCUGCAGGAAGUUUCUAGUGGCAGUCGCUGUUU
Messenger RNA from Dermacentor andersoni, 1782 nucleotides. RefSeq lists its product as uncharacterized. The record is from RefSeq and is a predicted model, not a curated record. Lineage: Eukaryota; Metazoa; Arthropoda; Arachnida; Ixodida; Ixodidae.